Aedes albopictus (Asian tiger mosquito) is the source of this 2341-nucleotide messenger RNA. Its product is annotated as histone-arginine methyltransferase CARMER. Lineage: Eukaryota; Metazoa; Arthropoda; Insecta; Diptera; Culicidae. The transcript is spliced from 2 exons. The record is from RefSeq and is a predicted model, not a curated record. Gene Ontology annotation, biological process: peptidyl-arginine methylation. Gene Ontology annotation, molecular function: protein-arginine N-methyltransferase activity. Bases 196 to 1971 code for a protein of 591 amino acids.
UUAGUGUGUGCUCAAGCUAUCAUAAAGGACGACAGCCGACCCGAAACUGACUGUGUGAAGUUGAAAGUUCUAUCCGUGAGGCGGUGCAAAAAUCGUAAUUCGUCACGAAAACCGAGCAUUUUGGCCGUGAAAUAGGCGUCAUUCGAUUGCUACCAACAAAUCUCGUGCGAAAAACGGUGUGUGAAACGGUGAAAAAUGUGCGAACAACUGGCGAGACUGCACGGAUGUAACCUUUUUGUCAUCGGCGAGAAUGACAACCUCGUCAACAAAUAUGGCCACAACGUAGCAAUCGUGUGCGGCUAUGACCCGCAAGGGAUGAGUGUCCGGGUGUUUCGGGAAGGCAGUCAACAGCAGCUGGAAGAGUAUCCGGUCAACGCGAAAACGACCCAUCUCAACCAUGGCAUCACAUCACACAUUCUCAUCGUCGGGGGCGAAAUGGUCUACAUCCGAUUCGGUUCCAAGGCGGACUGUCAGUUGUUUCGGCAGCUGCUGCAAAAGAUGUCCGGCAAGGUCAACUCAGUAUUCAACCUCCGCACGGAGGAUUCAUCAGCAUCACAGUAUUUCCAGUUCUAUGGCUAUCUCUCGCAGCAGCAAAACAUGAUGCAGGAUUUCGUGCGAACGAGCACUUACCAGCGGGCUAUCUAUAGCAACUCACAGGACUUCCACAACAAGAUAGUGCUGGACGUGGGCGCGGGUUCCGGCAUCCUAUCGUUCUUCGCCGUGCAGGCAGGUGCAGCUAAAGUUUACGCCGUAGAAGCUAGCAAUAUGGCUCAGUACGCGCAGCAGUUGGUCCACUCGAACAACUUAGACGGCAAGAUCACCGUGAUUGCCGGCAAGAUCGAGGAGAUAGAACUGCCGGAGAUGGUCGACGUCAUUAUCUCGGAACCGAUGGGAUACAUGUUGUACAACGAACGCAUGCUGGAAACUUAUCUCCACGGCAAAAAGUGGCUUCGGCCGGAUGGGAAAAUGUUCCCUUCGCGGGGCGAUCUCCACGUGGCUCCCUUUACGGACGAGGCUCUCUACAUGGAGCAGUACAAUAAGGCCAACUUCUGGAUGCAAACCGAAUUCCAUGGGGUUAAUUUGGUGGCUUUGAGGGAUGCUGCCAUGAAGGAAUACUUCCGUCAGCCGAUCGUCGACACAUUUGAUAUUCGCAUUUGCAUGGCCAAGUCGAUAAGACACACCACGAACUUUUUGACCGCCGACGAGAAAGAUUUGCACCGCAUCCAGAUUGACGUUGAAUUCCACAUGCUGGAGACGGGAACCUGCCACGGAUUGGCAUUCUGGUUUGACGUGGAAUUUGCCGGUUCUUGCUCUCAGGUUUGGUUGUCCACAGCCCCGACGGAAUCGCUGACCCAUUGGUAUCAGGUCCGUUGCUUGUUGCAAACACCCAUCUUCGUUAAGCAAGGUCAAGUUCUGUCCGGUAAGGUAGUUUUGGCAGCUAAUCAAAGACAAAGCUAUGACGUGGAAAUCGACUUGAAAUUGGAAGGAACCAUGAUCACUUCCAGCAACACAUUAGAUCUUAAAAAUCCGUACUUCCGAUAUACUGGUGCUCCAGUGCCGGCUCCGCCCGGUUCCAGCACUACGUCGCCCAGUGAGGCAUACUGGGGACAACUGGAUGCUCAAGGGGCUCGAAAUGCAGUGAAUCUCGUAAAUGGAAUCACAGUGAAUGGCCUUGGCGAAGUAGACAUGACGAUGAUUAACACCAACUUGAUGCCGAUUGCAGGAAACCAACCGAACAUCCAUCCGGGACUCAUUUCCAGCACUGGCAGACAGCAAUCGCAACAGCAAACUACACCGGUCCAACAGCUGGCAAUGAAUCCAACGAUUGCAUGUGCGGCCACUUCAACGCAGAACGUGGCCCAACAGCAGCUAAUUGGUGGCGCUAUCUCUCCAUCCCUAUUCACGACACCCACGCAACAGAUCAUCAACAGUCACCAUGCACAGCCCAUCCAUGGUGCUCAAUUCUACUAAAGGAAAAGACAGCAAAGCAACGUUCUCUUCAAGGAAAGCAUUAUUAUUCGAGCACUGUAAAACUUACAAGACUCCAACAACUACACUUACACACACAUACACACAUACAAACUCAAGAAACGCUUUAUCAUCGCCGAAUAGGUUCUCACUGCGCUACUCUUAUAAUUAUUUAAUUGUAAAACCACUUUUACUGAGAUUGACCGAGCGGGGGCAUUCCGAAACCGGAAACAACCGCUGUCCGAAUAGAGUAUGUAUUACAAGGUAGUAAACUUUUAUUUUCAAAAGUUAAGUUCACUUUUUUGUGUCGCCUAGUUUUAAAUAGAUUUUCCAAUUAAAAAUUGUGUCUCUGAAGCGUCAACCAGCGCGGAAA